CGUUAAUGGAUUAUGGGCAAGUCUGUGAAGGAGCCUUGCCCUUGCCUUUCCUACCAGAAUGUGUCUCGAAGAUUAAUACAUGACAUUCUUUCUUUCUGUUUUGUUUUUAGAAACAUAAACGCAAAUGCUCUGGUUCUUUACCAUGCUUUUAUUGCACUCGGGGCAAUAAGUCCUGUAUUUUCAGCCAGCUGCCUAGGCGCACCCAGUUGACCCGGAGGUAUG
Messenger RNA from Aspergillus alliaceus, 222 nucleotides. RefSeq lists its product as uncharacterized. The transcript has 2 exons. The record is from RefSeq and is a predicted model, not a curated record. NCBI's taxonomy places the organism in Eukaryota, Fungi, Ascomycota, Eurotiomycetes, Eurotiales, Aspergillaceae. Bases 13 to 210 code for a protein of 65 amino acids.